Molecule: messenger RNA, 671 nt
Organism: Truncatella angustata
Lineage: Eukaryota; Fungi; Ascomycota; Sordariomycetes; Amphisphaeriales; Sporocadaceae
Exons: 1
Coding region: 159-527 (122 amino acids)
Source: RefSeq, a predicted model, not a curated record
AAUUUUGAUCCCCCGCACCCCCGAACGGUCGAUAUCGCUUCGGAAACCCCCCACCCCCCAAGGCCAACGAAGCGGCAGAAUAGGCGGCUAUUAUUAGGUGCGGACGGCACAAGGAGUCAUUGCCUCGUCGGUUCAAGUCUUCCUCGACCUCGACUCACAUGGUGUUGGUCUCAAGCGAUGGCCGUUUAGUCAUACGUAGUGAGCUUUGUGUUGAAGGGCAAGCACCAUAUAAGCGCUUCGCUACUGCGUUCUGUACAGCAAUCGUAGCCCUCAUGACGGUAUACAAUGCAGGUUUCUCCACCAUCGGAAAGAAUGGAACGACAAAUGCUCAGCCGGAACGUAUAAUGUUGAUUGUUGCAUUUCUCCAUGUAUAUUACAUAGUAAUUGUAUCCCUCUAUUGGAAUCGUAUCUUGGCAGGUCAGCUCUGUCCAUUUCCGGUGAGACGGCCCUGGCCAGGAUAUACCCGCCACCCGCUUGAACAAAAGCCAACAUCAAAACCACAUGUUGCACGUUUUGGAAUCCCCUAGGUUCAACCUGAUUACCAUCCAUCCAUUCUGCUCCACACGCGACACUUUUUUCUUCAUGCAAUCCCAAGCCUCAGCUGGAUUGUAAGCUGUGCAAUUUGUCGCUUUUGAGUGGUCGCAUUACGCCGUCCAUAUUGAGUUUCGUCG